UAUCAGCGCCAAUCCAGCGUUGCCCGUCCGAGCGGCUGGCGCGGUACUUUGUGCCCGUUGUUCGGGCUGAAAUCAUUCCCAGUCCAAGCCUGGAAGUUUCUGUUGCAGGUCGGAGGAGGUUUUGCUGAUUUUUUUUCCUGUCGUGGCAAACGUCUUCGCGCGGCGCAGGCAGCCGCAGAUUAUCUGAUGGUAGCGAACUGUCGGCUAAAUGCGUGCUAACUUUAGCUUGGCAAGAGCAGCUAAAUGGUGAGCUGGUGCUUAUUUGCAGGUUGUGCAAAUAGUGGGGUAAUAUCAGCAAACAAUGGCGAACUCAAAUGAAGAGGCGCAGACAAAGGUAAAAGAACAGACUGACAGAGACUCCGUGGAAGUUGCUUUGCAGCCAGGAGCAUCUGUGAAUAUGGGUGACCCAGUGGUUGAUUUCAAAUCUUCCCCAAGACCUUCUGAACACAGAGAGGCUGUUGACUUUGAUUCUGUUGUUGGUGUACAAGGAACGGAGAGUAGAGAAACUAGGGUCAGAGUGGAUGUAGACACAUUAGUGAAUAUGUACAACCCAGAGUUAAUCAAAUCAUCCACAAGACUUUCUGAACAUGGAGAAGAUAUUGAUUGUGGUUCUCUUACUUUCAAAAAAGAAACAUCAAUAAAAGAACCUGGCACCAGAGUUGAAUCAGAAACAUCAGAGGAUAUGUGCAACCCAGAGAGGAACAAAUCAUCCACAAGACUUUCUGACCAUGGAGAAGAUCUUGAUUGUGAUUCUCUUACUGUCAAAAAAGAAACAUCAAUGAAAGAACCUGGCACCAGAGUUGAACCAGAAACUUCAGAGGAUUUGUGCAACCCAGAGAGGAACAAUUAUUCCACAAGACUUUCUCACUGUGGUAAAGUCACUGACUUUGGUUCUGUAGCUGCUGACAAAGAACCUGAGGAAAAAGAAACUGCUGCCAAGACAGAGCCAGAAACAUUCAUGGAUAUGUACAACCCAGACAUUAUUUACUCUUCCACAAGAUCUUCUCAAUGUGGACAAGAUGGUAAUGUUGAUUCUGUAGUAAUUGAAAAAGAAACUGAGGCCAAGCCUGAAUCGGAAACAUUAGUGGAAUUGUCCAACCCAGAGAUGAUUGACUCUUCUGCAAGAUCUUCUCAACACGGAGAUGACCUCGUCUUUGGUUCAGUAGCUGUUGAAAAAGAAAUGGAGAGAAAAGAAAGUGCAGCUAAUGUGGAACCAGAAACGGUGGAUAUGUGCAACCCAGAGAUGAAUGAAGCUUCCAUAAGACUUUAUCAACAUGGUGAAGACAGUGAUGAUGUUUCAGUCACUGUUGAAAAAGAAAGUGGGGCCAAAGCAGAACCAGAAGCAUUAGUGAAUCUAGAUUGCCCAGAAGGUGAUCUGAAAUGCUCCUCUCUGCCCUUUUCUGGGCAGAGAGAGGAUGACGACUUUGUUUUUUUUGAAAAAGAAAUGGAGAGAAAAACUGAAACCAGAGAGGAGCCAGAAGAGUCUGUUGAUACAGAUGACCUGGAGAUCGUUCCAAAACGUUCCCCAAGGCUUUAUAAACAUGUAGAGGAUGUUGAAUUUUGUUCUGUUGAAGAAAAAACUGAGAGAAAAACUGAAAACAAAGGGAUACCAGAAGAGUCUGUGAAUAUGGGCAAUCCGGAGAUUGAGCCAAAACCUUCCCCAAAGCUUUCUGAGCAUGUAGAGGAUGUUGGCGUUGGUUCUGUUGAACAGAAAACUGAGAGAAAAACUGAAGACAAAGGGAGACCAGAAGAAUCUGUGGAUAUGGGUGAUGCGGUGAUUGAGCCAAAACCUUCCCCAAAGCUUUCUGAACAUGUAGAAGAUGUUGGCUUUGGUUCUGUUGAACAGAAAACUGAGAGAAAAAAGUGAAGACAAAGGGAAACCAAAAGAGUCUGUGGAUAUGGGCAAUCCAGAGAUUGAGCCAAAACCUUCCCCAAAGCUUUGUGAACAUGUAGAGGAUGUUGACUUUAGUUCUGUUAAAGAGAAAACUGAAGCCAAAAUGAAGCGAGAAGAGUUGGUGGAUUUGUGUGAUCCAGAGAUCAUUCCAAGACCUUCCCCAAGAGUUUCAGAACAUGGAGAUGAUGUUGACUUUGGUUCUGUUGAUGAAAAAACUGAAGCAAAACUGAAACCAGAAGAGCCUGUGGAUAUGGGUGAGCCAGAGAUUGAGCCAAAACACGAAGAUGAUGUUGAUUUUAGUUCUGUAGCAGUUGAAAAAGAAACUGAGAGAAAAGAUUUGGGGGCUGAAGUAGAGCAAGAACCAUCUAUGAAUUUGGUUGACUCAGAGGUCAAGGUUAAAUCUUCUUCAAAAGUUGAAUGUGGGGAAAAUGUUGAUAGAGAAAAUAUGUCCAAAGUGGUCCGUGCUGUAAGUCCAUCAUCCUCACCUGAAUGCUUGCCUGCAACCGACACAAUCAGCUCUGCUGUGUUUGUGGGCAGCGACAGGCCAAGUUGUGCCUCAGAGUCUGACAGGGACUGUACAGAGGUGAAACCUGUGGAAGAAUCUUCAUUAAAAGAAGAAAGUGUGGGAUGUACAGACAUGAGCCUGGAGGAAAAGCCUCUUAGACCUGCUGAAAAGGUGGACCUAGACAUGGAUAGUAAUCCAGACAUCAGCCCAGAGAAGGUCAAGCAGUGUCCUGAUUCUGCAGCUAAUGACCUUGAUGAGUUGAUGGACAUCGGUACUGUGGAUCAGAUGGAACAAGAAGCUCAGAUGAAAGAAGAGGAAAAGAAUAUUUUGAUGGAUGUGGAUAGCAACAGCUCGUCUGCCGUAUCAAACACAGUCCCAGAGGUCAGUAACUCUGCUGCAGAGGACACUGACAUGAAACCCAGUGCCGUCCCACAACUCUCAGAGGAGGAUCCAGUGGAGGACAUGAAAAUGUCUGUGGAGACACGGCCCACGUCAUCUUCAUCAUCUGAAGCUACAGCUGGGACAGGAGGGGAGGACACAACACCAGCAUCUGAUGUUAAGGGGAUGAAAAUAGUGAAACUAUCAGCAACAGCAUUAGACACUGACACAGUGGAGUCGGUCAAGGCGUGUGUUACACCACCCUUAGUGAAGGUGAAGGACGAACCCAUGGAUGAUGAGUAUGAACAAUCUCUUAUAUCUUCUGUACCCACUGCAAGUGUGAAAGAUGAGCCUCAUUCUGCAAGGGAGGACUUGAAGAUUGGAUCAGUCUAUUCUGUGACCUCGACUGAAACGCUGAACGUUCCACAAAACUUCAAUCCGCCGGCUUCGCACAUGACCUGCUCGCACUGCGGCAGGAGUCUCACCAAAGGACAGACGGCUUUCCAGAGGAAAGGCUCGCCGGGACUGUUCUGCUGCACCUGCCUCAGCAUGUCUCUCCCACCGGUCAAAGCCUCCACAAAGAUCUGCCACUACUGCCAAAAGAUGAUAUUGCGGCCACAGGAUGUCAUCAGUUCACCAGACGCUAAAGGAGUUAUGAAGGAGUUCUGCAGCCAAAACUGCCUGUCCACCUUCAACUACAAGAGGAACGCCUCAGCCAAAAUAACAGUUCCACCUUUAGCCCCAAAGUCUGUCUGCAGCAUGUGCACUAGAUACUGCAUCAGUAAACAUGAGGUGAUCCUGAACAGUACAGUCCACAAGAUUUGCAGUGACGCCUGCUUCACUCGUUUCCGUGCAGUCAACCGCCUGUCCAUGGCCAGCUGUGCGAACUGUAACUCCUACUGUCACAAAAAUCCACUCAUGUUGAAGCUGGAAGAUUGCAAUAAAACUCUCUGCAAUGCCGACUGUGUGGCCAAAUUCAAAGAGAAAACCAAAACACCACAACCAUGUACAAUGUGUCGCACAAGCCGGAAUAUUUCUGACAUGGUGGACAACAAAAACAGUGAUGACUCUGUGAAUCUGUUCUGUAGCAGCAGCUGUGUGAUGGCCUUUAAGGUUCAGACUGUCAGUGCUUCUGGUGUUCGUUUGAAUUGUGAUAAUUGUGGGAAAAAUACUGUCCCGUCGUAUCACCUGGCCAUGUCAGAUACCUCCAUCAGGAACUUCUGCACUCUACCUUGUGUAAUGGCGUUUCAGGACAAGUUCAAAAAGAAUCCAAAUCAAGUGAAUGUUUUCACCAAGCUGCCAGUAGAGUCCACUCCAAUCCAGACCACUACUCCUGUCAAAUCCCAGCCAGAUGUCUCAAAAGGACAAGUGAAACUGAACUGCUCCCAGUGUUCCUGCAGCAUCACCUUUAAACCUGAGCUCUUCCAAAUCAAGGACAAGGUGGUUUUUGUUUGUAGUGUGGCCUGCUCCCAAGAGUAUAAGAAGGCCAACAAUGUGGUCAGCCUGUGUGAAUACUGCAAAAUUGAAAAGAUCACCAAGGACAAGAGAAUCAACAACAAAAACUGUUCCUUCUGCAGCGACGGCUGCAAGUUGUUGUUUAGACAUGACCUGUCGAAACGCUGGGGGAAACAUUGCCACUCCUGCGCCUACUGCCUCUGUGUCUCCCAGAAGCUGGUGACGGCACAUUACGGCGGCACUACUGAGGAGUUCUGCUGCGAUGAGUGCAGGUCCAAAUACACCAUGCUGUUCUGCCACGUGGCAAAGUGUGACACCUGUGGUCAGAAGCCUGCUGACAAAGAACCUGAGGAAAAAGAAACUGCUGCCAAGACAGAGCCAGAAACAUUCAUGGAUAUGUACAACCCAGACAUUAUUUACUCUUCCACAAGAUCUCUCAAUGUGGACAAGAUGAAAACUGAGAGAAAAACUGAAGACAAAGGGAGACCAGAAGAAUCUGUGGAUAUGGGUGAUGCGGUGAUUGAGCCAAAACCUUCCCCAAAGCUUUCUGAACAUGUAGAAGAUGUUGGCUUUGGUUCUGUUGAACAGAAAACUGAGAGAAAAAGUGAAGACAAAGGGAAACCAAAAGAGUCUGUGGAUAUGGGCAAUCCAGAGAUUGAGCCAAAACCUUCCCCAAAGCUUUGUGAACAUGUAGAGGAUGUUGACUUUAGUUCUGUUAAAGAGAAAACUGAAGCCAAAAUGAAGCCAGAACAGUCUGGGGACCCAGAAGUUGAGCCAAAACCUAAACAUGAAGAUGUUGACUUUGGUUCUGCUGAAGAAAAAACUGAAGCCAAAGUGAAACGAGAAGAGUUGGUGGAUUUGUGUGAUCCAGAGAUCAUUCCAAGACCUUCCCCAAGAGUUUCAGAACAUGGAGAUGAUGUUGACUUUGGUUCUGUUGAUGAAAAAACUGAAGCAAAACUGAAACCAGAAGAGCCUGUGGAUAUGGGUGAGCCAGAGAUUGAGCCAAAACACGAAGAUGAUGUUGAUUUUAGUUCUGUAGCAGUUGAAAAAGAAACUGAGAGAAAAGAUUUGGGGCUGAAAGAAAAUAUGUCCAAAGUGGUCCGUGCUGUAAGUCCAUCAUCCUCACCUGAAUGCUUGCCUGCAACCGACACAAUCAGCUCUGCUGUGUUUGUGGGCAGCGACAGGCCAAGUUGUGCCUCAGAGUCUGACAGGGACUGUACAGAGGUGAAACCUGUGGAAGAAUCUUCAUUAAAAGAAGAAAGUGUGGGAUGUACAGACAUGAGCCUGGAGGAAAAGCCUCUUAGACCUGCUGAAAAGGUGGACCUAGACAUGGAUAGUAAUCCAGACAUCAGCCCAGAGAAGGUCAAGCAGUGUCCUGAUUCUGCAGCUAAUGACCUUGAUGAGUUGAUGGGACAUCGGUACUGUGGAUCAGAUGGAACAAGAAGCUCAGAUGAAAGAAGAGGAAAAGAAUAUUUGAUGGAUGUGGAUAGCAACAGCUCGUCUGCCGUAUCAAACACAGUCCCAGAGGUCAGUAACUCUGCUGCAGAGGACACUGACAUGAAACCCAGUGCCGUCCCACAACUCUCAGAGAGGAUUCCAGUGGAGGACAUGAAAAUGUCUGUGGAGACACGGCCCACGUCAUCUUCAUCAUCUGAAGCUACAGCUGGGACAGGAGGGGAGGACACAACACCAGCAUCUGAUGUUAAGGGGAUGAAAAUAGUGAAACUAUCAGCAACAGCAUUAGACACUGACACAGUGGAGUCGGUCAAGGCGUGUGUUACACCACCCUUAGUGAAGGUGAAGGACGAACCCAUGGAUGAUGAGUAUGAACAAUCUCUUAUAUCUUCUGUACCCACUGCAAGUGUGAAAGAUGAGCCUCAUUCUGCAAGGGAGGACUUGAAGAUUGGAUCAGUCUAUUCUGUGACCUCGACUGAAACGCUGAACGUUCCACAAAACUUCAAUCCGCCGGCUUCGCACAUGACCUGCUCGCACUGCGGCAGGAGUCUCACCAAAGGACAGACGGCUUUCCAGAGGAAAGGCUCGCCGGGACUGUUCUGCUCUGCCACCUGCCUCAGCAUGUCUCUCCCACCGGUCAAAGCCUCCACAAAGAUCUGCCACUACUGCCAAAAGAUGAUAUUGCGGCCACAGGAUGUCAUCAGUUCACCAGACGCUAAAGGAGUUAUGAAGGAGUUCUGCAGCCAAAACUGCCUGUCCACCUUCAACUACAAGAGGAACGCCUCAGCCAAAAUAACAGUUCCACCUUUAGCCCCAAAGUCUGUCUGCAGCAUGUGCACUAGAUACUGCAUCAGUAAACAUGAGGUGAUCCUGAACAGUACAGUCCACAAGAUUUGCAGUGACGCCUGCUUCACUCGUUUCCGUGCAGUCAACCGCCUGUCCAUGGCCAGCUGUGCGAACUGUAACUCCUACUGUCACAAAAAUCCACUCAUGUUGAAGCUGGAAGAUUGCAAUAAAACUCUCUGCAAUGCCGACUGUGUGGCCAAAUUCAAAGAGAAAACCAAAACACCACAACCAUGUACAAUGUGUCGCACAAGCCGGAAUAUUUCUGACAUGGUGGACAACAAAAACAGUGAUGACUCUGUGAAUCUGUUCUGUAGCAGCAGCUGUGUGAUGGCCUUUAAGGUUCAGACUGUCAGUGCUUCUGGUGUUCGUUUGAAUUGUGAUAAUUGUGGGAAAAAUACUGUCCCGUCGUAUCACCUGGCCAUGUCAGAUACCUCCAUCAGGAACUUCUGCACUCUACCUUGUGUAAUGGCGUUUCAGGACAAGUUCAAAAAGAAUCCAAAUCAAGUGAAUGUUUUCACCAAGCUGCCAGUAGAGUCCACUCCAAUCCAGACCACUACUCCUGUCAAAUCCCAGCCAGAUGUCUCAAAAGGACAAGUGAAACUGAACUGCUCCCAGUGUUCCUGCAGCAUCACCUUUAAACCUGAGCUCUUCCAAAUCAAGGACAAGGUGGUUUUUGUUUGUAGUGUGGCCUGCUCCCAAGAGUAUAAGAAGGCCAACAAUGUGGUCAGCCUGUGUGAAUACUGCAAAAUUGAAAAGAUCACCAAGGAAACAAAGAGAAUCAACAACAAAAACUGUUCCUUCUGCAGCGACGGCUGCAAGUUGUUGUUUAGACAUGACCUGUCGAAACGCUGGGGGAAACAUUGCCACUCCUGCGCCUACUGCCUCUGUGUCUCCCAGAAGCUGGUGACGGCACAUUACGGCGGCACUACUGAGGAGUUCUGCUGCGAUGAGUGCAGGUCCAAAUACACCAUGCUGUUCUGCCACGUGGCAAAGUGUGACACCUGUGGUCAGAAGGGCAAGCUGAAGCAGAGUCUUCCCAUGUUGGAGGAGGUCAAGCAUUUCUGUGACCUCAACUGUUUGCUGCAGUUCUGCAGCAACACAGUGCUCACGCAAGGCGAGGUCAUCAGCAAAGGUGGUAUGGAGGACACCCCCGUCAUUGCGAAUGUUGUGUCACUUGCCAGCCCAACAACAGAGACUCCAAAUACGUCUGACAACACUAUUCAUCAAAGAGCAGCUUGGAUUGAAGACACUGUCCCGAAUCUUCAAAAAAAGACGACUGAAUAUGCCAAUACACAGAGGGAUCCUCCACCAAAGGUCCUGAAAAACAAGGCCCUGAUGUGCAGACCACUGGUGCAGAACAAGGGGGUUUCCUGCAGAACACAGACAGUUGACAUUGAGUCACAGACAGAUGAAGUCUUACCUAAACUCCUAGUGAUGCCCAUCCCAGUGCCCGUGUAUGUUCCUGUGCCUAUGGCCAUGUUCAGCCAGUGUACACCCAAAACUGUGGGCCUGCCCUUACCACUGCCCGUUCCCAUGUUUCUUCCUGUGACAUUAAACAGUGCUGAGCGCAUUGUAGAAACUAUUCAGCAGAUAAAGGAGAAAAUUCCAUCUGACCCCUUUGAGGCAGAACUCAUCCUCAUGGCUGAGAUGGUGGCCGAGGAUGAUGAGACGAAGAAGGAGGCAGAGAAGAAGCCGAAGGACAGAGCGUCAGAGAAAGGGAGAGAUGGAGAAGAAGCGGCUGCCCCAGACGAACACACAAGUAACUACAGUGAUGACAUGGAUACAGAGGCGGACCUGGCCAGUUUCCUCAAUACGUGGGACGACCCUUCGUCAGAGACCGGACUCAGGUCGCCAAAUCAACCUCACACCCACGAGAAGGUGCCUCCUGGUUUAGAGGUUUCAGCUGGCAUGCCCAGCCAGCCGUACUCUGAGCCAACACCUCCAGUCCCACCUCCCAUGGACAUUGAAGCUGAGUUUACUGUCGAGACUCUAGAGAAAAUGGCUCGACUUAAAGAGCAGCUGCGGCGUCCUCCGAGCCCUCCACCUGCACCAGCAAGACGGCCUCGACAAGCUCAAAGGAAAGCCCGAGAAAAAAGGGGUCGCAAGCCGCGGUUAACAAAGACCGCUGAAGUGCCGUCUCAAAGAGGCAUUGCCAAAAGGGCCGCCUCUGAAGACCUGCUGAAACUCAAAAGUCUGUAUGGAAUUGACGCGUGGAAGAGAUGGAUCCAAUGGAGAGAAAGUCAACCCAACCAGGAGAAGCCUCGGAUUGGCUCCCGUCCUAUUGAGCUGAAGGAGGACUUGCUUCGCUGCACCACGGCCGAGCUGAGCUACGGCCUCUGCUGCUUCAUCAAUGAGGUGAAACGACCCAACGGCGAGCUGUACUCCCCCGACAGCUUGUUCUAUCUCUGCCUUGGCAUUCAGAAGUACCUGUUUGAGAACGGCCGCGUGGAGAACAUAUUUAUGGACCGCUUCUAUAACAAGUUCUCCACAGAGUUCACUGUGAUGCUAAAGAACUUCCAGCCCUCAGUCACCGCCAGCGGCUACAUCCACUCACGUGUGGAGGAGGAGUUCCUGUGGGACUGUAAGCAGCUGGGAGCGUACUCCCCCAUCGUCCUCCUCAACACACUGCUGUUCUUCUGCUGCAAGUACUUCGGCUUCACCACUGUCGAGCAGCACCGCCAGCUGUCCUUCGCACACGUCAUGCGCUGCACCAAGACCAACCCGGACAACAGCAAGACCACCUUCCUGCGCUUCUACCCCCCCAUUGCUAUAAACGACGAUCUACACCAAGAUCCAAACUGUGUGCCAGCCAAGAAGCGUCGAGAAGAAGACGGUUCGGAUGAUAUUCUGGAGAUGAUGGAAAACACAGAAAACCCUCUGCGCUGUCCGGUUCGACUUUAUGAGUUCUACCUAUCCAAGUGCUCUGAGUCAGUCAAGCAGCGCACCAACCUGUUCUACCUUCACCCGGAGCGCAGCUGCGUCCCUAACAGCCCCCUGUGGUUCUCCUCCAGUGCGCUGGAUGACGCCACCAUGGAGGCCAUGCUCAUACGCAUCCUGACCGUCCGCGAGGUGCGAGUCACCAUGCACAAGGCGGGAAAGGGUGCAAAGAUAACCCAGGUGGCCAGCGACCCGUCGUUCACCCCUGACAGGGAGGAAGAGGAGGAUUCGGAGUGAUGGAUUAGGGUUUAAUUGUUUUUUUUCUUUUGGGGGGGCAGCAGUUUAAGGAUUAGACAAAUCUCUGUCUGCAGAACUGCAGUGAGACUCGACAAACCAGGAGUCGCUCGUCUGGUUCUCAUUCACUACACACCAUUACUCCUCCUCAUGAUCCCUAAAAACCUGUGAAACCUGGACUUGUUCCUCACCAUGUGGACGAGGUGCAGAUCACUUCCUGUAUUUCUCUGCUGUUAACACUUUUUUGUCAGUGCGCAUACACUGUAGGAACCACGUUGGACACCAUGCUCAGAAAGACAGCGCCAAGAAGUAUGAACGUGCAAAUUAGCCACCUACAGUGUUUAAUACGCACCUCUCUGAACUCCUCUGGACACAUUUUGAUGACUUCUUGAGUGAAGGUUUUAUAACGUUGUGUGAAAUCAUUUCAGACAUGA
Molecule: messenger RNA, 10138 nt
Organism: Thalassophryne amazonica
Lineage: Eukaryota; Metazoa; Chordata; Actinopteri; Batrachoidiformes; Batrachoididae
Molecular function (GO): zinc ion binding
Source: RefSeq, a predicted model, not a curated record